This is a messenger RNA of Pseudomyrmex gracilis, 1754 nucleotides long. RefSeq names its product probable 39S ribosomal protein L49, mitochondrial (gene mRpL49). Gene Ontology annotation, cellular component: ribosome; mitochondrial large ribosomal subunit. Bases 406 to 978 code for a protein of 190 amino acids. Lineage: Eukaryota; Metazoa; Arthropoda; Insecta; Hymenoptera; Formicidae. The record is from RefSeq and is a predicted model, not a curated record. Gene Ontology annotation, biological process: translation. The transcript is spliced from 3 exons. Gene Ontology annotation, molecular function: structural constituent of ribosome.
UCACUUCACUUCACUUCACUUCUCACCACACCUCACUUCACCUCGUCACGUUUCCGAGCUUCUUCACGAAUUGUAUAGCUCAUACACGCUAACUGACCUAGCGUUACACCGCGAAUUUAGCGGGCCGCUUCACACUUUACCUACCCGCACCUACCUAAACCGGAAUCACCUGGUUGUCGUCGUCGACGAUGAUCGCGGGAUUCACAAAACCUCCUCCGGACAAGGAAAUUAAAACGGUAGCGCGAGUCAGGUGUGAAGUGGCGUGAAGUAAGCCGGGAGACUCGCGGACGGUUUCGGUCGUUCGUGAGCGACCGAGAGAGCGCACGAGAUGGAAGACGCGCCCGUCGGUAUACGGUGCGCAUCAAUGGCGGCGACAUCGGUCGACCCUUAUUUAAAGUCCUCAAAAUGGCCGCCCUUUGUGUCUCCGCGCGCGCCAGUCUCGUCGCUGUUCUCAAUAACGCUCGCCCGUCGAGAGGCGCCGCGACGUCGCGCGUCGCACCCGCGAUAACUCAGAUUCAACAAAGAUGGUCCAGUUAUAAAUCAUCUUCCAAAUAUACAAAACCCGAAGAUUAUACCGAUUAUGAGAUCUCAAAUGAUCCAAACGAGUGGAAAUAUGUGGAACGUUUGCUCAGAUACAAAAUUAUACCAAAGCCUCCUAGUACCACUGAUGUUGAAUUGCCAUCUGGUUAUAAACCAGCGCAAGCCUUGCCCAAGGAUACUCCCUAUUUCGUAGAACGCACAAAGAAUUAUAUGCAACCUGUGUAUUUACAAGUAAAUCUAAGAAAAGUAAAAAGAGUCACAAAGAUCAGGAAAAUUCAAGGAGACAUAUGGAAAUUAGAUCAAGAUUUAAAAGAAUAUAUAGAGGACAUCACGAAGCAAAAAAUCGCUAGCCAAAUCUUCGAGUUCGCAGGUUUAAUUAUAUUAAGAGGCGAUCACGUGAGUCGCGUUAAAAAAUGGAUGGACAUGAAAGGGUUUUAAGAAUCAUUGUACGGACAUUUCUAUAAUAAGUUUUUGUUAUUAUAUACUGUAAAUAUAUAAUAAACAAUGAAUUUUUGUUACAAAACAUACCGCAUGUACAUUUAUCCUAUUUGCUUCUGUGUUUUUAAAUAACAAAGUGUUUCUCCAACAAGAAUUAUCCCGUAUUCUCUAUUUGCCAAUUUCAUUAAUUCGAAAAGAAAAUGCUAUAGAAAGACUAUUCUUUAGCACGUGUCAACAAUAUCGCUUAAUUCUGUAAAAAUUAUAUUCGCUAAUAUAAAAAAAAAAACUGCUCAUACGUUUGUUUGAAAUAUCAAAAGAAAAUUUAUAGUACAUAUGUAUCGGAAUAUUGUAAAUGUGUCAAUCGCACGUGUUAUGCAAAUAUUCGUUAACUACAAUACACAUUUGCAUACAAUAUGUGUAACACAUUCCGAUAAUAAGUUAUUACAUUAUUUUUACACACCUAAAAAUAUCGGUUCUUGUUCUCUUUAUCUAUUUAUACACAUAUGCUAUGUAUAUAUAUAUAUAUAUGGUACAUUUUUUUUCUUAUUAAAAAGUUGAAAUAUCUCUUGCUCCAUGAAUACACACAGUGUAGAGACACUUUCAAAUUCUAAACAAAGGAACAUGGCACCCGCUGGCGAAAGGAAAUUGCGUUGAAAUUAAUGUGCCUUAAAGAUAAUUCCUCGAGAAUAAUUCACUUUAAAACAUCAAAGCUGUCACGCGUAAGAGAUUUUUAAUGCCACGCGGUAAAGAUCAAGUAGGAGUAACAUAUUUAGGCA